AAUCGCAAGGUCCAAAACCCUAAAAAAAAAAACCACACGGCCUCGCCGCCUCUCUCCGCCGCGAGCUCGCUCCCCUCUCCCCGUCGUCCCCGGCAAGCCAUGGCGUCGCGCCUCCACUCCUUCGCCCGCCCCGCCGCCGCGGCCUUCCUCCGCUCCGCAGCCAGCCGGAGCCCCGCCGGUUCCCUCCCCCGCUCCCUCGCUCCCGUCCCCAGGGCUCCCGGCGUGGGGCGUCGGAUGGCUCUGGCGCGGUCGCUGCAGCCUCUGCACAGCGCGGUGUCGGCGGCGCGGCUGACGUCGCGGCUGGGGGCGGAGGUGGCCCGGGCCGUGUCGCAGGGUACGCUCUGCAGUUCCUACCCGGGAGUCUGAGUCUGAUACAGUCUACUAAUCUUUGCAACGCUACAAGACGGGUCUCAGUGUCCCUCGAUAAUGAAAGAUACUGCUCCUGAUGGCAGCAGCAGCAGAUAUUUGCAAUACUUGGUUAUGUUCAAUAAUCAUUUCUGUUAAAUCGUUACCUUUAUUCAGGGGCACCUACUUUAUGCUAUAUACUAGCGUUAUGCUAUAUACUAGUGGCGCACAUUUGACCUUCAACCUUCCUGGUAACAGUUUUUUGUUUGAAUUCGGUUUGAGCUCGAGGUUUCAGAGAACCUAGUUGUCUUUUGUAAACAUACUGGUCGAAUUGGACCAAUUGCUGUUUUUCUCCAUCUCAA
Panicum virgatum (switchgrass) is the source of this 707-nucleotide messenger RNA. Its product is annotated as protein NONRESPONDING TO OXYLIPINS 2, mitochondrial-like. The transcript has 3 exons. The record is from RefSeq and is a predicted model, not a curated record. NCBI's taxonomy places the organism in Eukaryota, Viridiplantae, Streptophyta, Magnoliopsida, Poales, Poaceae. Bases 100 to 366 code for a protein of 88 amino acids.